Molecule: messenger RNA, 3820 nt
Organism: Plodia interpunctella (Indianmeal moth)
Lineage: Eukaryota; Metazoa; Arthropoda; Insecta; Lepidoptera; Pyralidae
Gene: Rtf1
Product: Rtf1
Exons: 18
Coding region: 110-2437 (775 amino acids)
Cellular component (GO): Cdc73/Paf1 complex
Molecular function (GO): DNA binding; RNA polymerase II C-terminal domain phosphoserine binding
Source: RefSeq, a predicted model, not a curated record
CCAACGCUUUUUUUAUCUGCGAAACGAAAAGUAUUUCAUUCCCGUGAAAGAGGAAAGCAAGCGCUCGUAUUUUCAUUUUAUAGUUUUACAGUUUUAUUCAUAUUCCAAAAUGGCUAAAAGGAAAAAUAAACCAUUAAUUGAUUCAGAUUCUAGCAGCGAGUGUUCAGAUUUGGAUUCGCAAUUUCUGAACUUGGCCAAAAAGAAAAAAAAAGGUGACUCCCCGCCUCCGUCAAAGUCCAAGGCACAGUCGUCCGACAGCGAGUCUGAUUAUGACGAUGAUGAUAAUAAGAAAAACUCAAAAUCUUCAUCAUCCGGUUCGGAUUCAGACAGCGAUGCCGGCAGCAAUGUGUCCAGCAAGAAGACCUCCAGGAACAACAGUCGCAAGCCCUCAACGGACCACUCGGACGACGGCAAGCGGAGACCGGAGCCACCCAAAUCUGAUGUCAGGAGGAGUACGGACAGCGCUGGCUCGGGGAAGAAGAAAGAUACUUACAGUGAACCGGAGGAAGGCGAGGUGUCGUCGCACUCCUCUGACAAUGACUCCAUCGACUCUGAGGACGAAUUCGAUGAUGGUUACGACGAGAAUUUGAUGGGUGACGAAGAAGACAGAAAGCGCUUAGCGGCCAUGUCUGAGAAGGAAAGGGAGCAGGAGAUCUUUAAGCGUAUCGAAAGGAGAGAUCUAUUGAAAACUAGGUGGGAGAUCGAACGCAAAUUGCGUCUAGCCAAACGUAAUGCCGCCGAGAGAUCAGCGUCUCCCGGUGAGAUAGCGCGGAGAAGGGACGCGAGGAAAAGAAGGAAAGCUAUGCGGGACACGAGACAGAAACAGCGGAUGUUGGAGAAGAAAGAGUCGGACGAUAAGCAGAAGGAGGCGGAGAUGGAGAAAGAGGAAACACCACCGAGCCCCGGGGAAAUACUCGAUGACCAGAAAGACACGGAAGCAUCGGAGAGAUCGGCUUCGCCUCUAUUCGGGGCGAAGACAGAGAGGAAACGCAAUGUAGACGACCGAAGGCAAAACGCUAUGGCGGCGUUGAGGGCGCAAAGAGACGCCAAAGCUACUAGGGUGGAACACAAACAGAAGAAACAGCAGGAGAAAGACAAGGACAAAGAUAAGGAUGACGACGAUGACGCGGAUGCGGAAAUAAUAGGCGGGACGAGUAAGCAAAGUGUCAAGCUGAAAGCCUCAGAUAUAUACUCAGACGAUUCCGGAUCAGAUUCUGAGGAGAAUAAAUCCACAGGUCGCCGCAGCUCGACCAGUUCCUCGUCGUCAGACGGAGAAGAGGAGAAGAAGAAGCGAGACAGCAGACGCAGCGAAGAAGUUGAAGUGAGAUACGCGGACUCGAGGGAACAGAUCAACAAACUUAGAUUAAGCAGGUUUAAAUUAGAACGCCUGGUCCACCUCCCGUUCUUCGCUCGAGUGGUCACUGGCUGCUUUGUGAGAAUCGGCAUCGGGAACAACAACGGCAAUCCCGUUUACAGGGUGGCAGAAAUAAUAGACGUUUAUGAAACGGCGAAAGUGUACAAUUUGGGGAACACAAGGACGAAUAAGGGGUUGAAACUGCGGCACGGAACCCAGGACAGGGUGUUCAGAUUGGAGUUUGUUAGCAAUCAGGAAUUUACGGACGGCGAGUUCCAGAAGUGGAACAAGGCGAUCAAGGACGCGAACAAGAAACCACCCACAAUGGACUUUGUCAGGUCAAAGAUACAGGAAGUUAAAGAAGCGCUCAUGUAUGAGUUUAAGGAGGAGGACAUAGAGAAGAUUGUAGCGGAGAAGGAGAGGUUCAGAUCUCACCCCACCAACUACGCGAUGAAGAAGACGCAGCUGAUGAAGGAAAGGGACGUCGCACAGUUGCGCGGCGAUGACGAACUGGUGUUAGAUUUGAACGCGAAAAUACAAGAACUUGAGGAGAGGGCGAACCAUUUGGACAAGACGAGAACCUCGUCCAUACAGAGCAUAUCGUACAUCAACAACAGGAACCGGAAACUCAACGUGGAGACCGCGGAGAAGGCCAUUUUGGAAGAGGUGAAAGCCAUGAAAGGCAAGAAGACAGACGACCCAUUCACUCGGAGACACACCAAGCCCGUUAUGAACUUUAAAUCUCAUCAGGGCAACAGGAGUCAGGAGCUGUUGAGGAACGAAGCGGAACAAGAGGAGUUGGAGAAACAACAGCAGCAAGAGGACAGAGAGGAGAAGGAGAGGCAGGAGAAAGAGAGAUUGCACCAACAAGAGUCGGACAAGACGAGACCUCCAAAACCUAGUUCGACUGACACGGCCAGUUUAUAUUCUCUGCACGACUUCGAUAUCAACAUCGAAUUGGACUUGCCUGUGGCCAAAGCGGUGUCGUCUCAACCGAAGCAGUUAACAACAAAAGUAAAAGAGACUGGACCAAAACGUUCGCUCAAUCUCGAAGAAUACAAGAAGCGACACGGGCUCAUAUGAGUGAUGGUGUGUUUAGUGAUAUGUGUUUAGUGCAGUACAGUGAUGGAUUAGUCAAGUGGAUUGAAACUAAUGUGCUGGGUGGUAUAAACAACCCUGACUGUGAUUGCGGUAUUGUGGUGAAAAAGGUAAUUUUUGAAUUAUCAGGCGCCAUUUUGUAUUCGUAUGGUAAUACGCUGAAUGCUGUGAGCAAUGCUUAAAAAAGGAAAAAUUACGUUCACAAUUUGAUCACACACCAUAAUUUAAUAAUCUAAUAAUGUUUUUUUUAUUAAACAUUCGUUUUUUCUUAGUAAAGUGACCAAUAAACAAUAAUGUGGUCAAAUAGUGAUUGUAUUUUUUGUCGUGUUUUACUAUUUAAACACACUAGUUAUCUCGAUGUGGUCUAAUAGCGAAUAACCCAUACAAUGAUUGAUUAACUGUGUCUCUGCGUAAAAAAUAUAUUAUGAAAAUCUAAACAAACUUUAAAGCUAUUAUAUAUAAUAGUUCUUACUACCAUGCUAAAAAAUAAGCUGACGCCUUAUUGCUCUCUAACAAAAAUGGUACGCGGGGCUGAGGCAGAUGGGUGGGAAGUCUCCACCAUGGUUCCGGCCCCAACUCCGGCUUUCCGAACAAGAAGCAAAAUAAGCUUCGGCCCUUUUAGUGACGGUCUGUGCACCUUUCAAUGUAGCUGUGCACAAUUACCUGUAUGUGUUUGUAGAAACCGUAAAGCUUUUCAAAUAAAAUAUACAGGGUUACUGGUAUCAAACGCAAAACCUCCUAAAGACUACUUGGGUACAUCAAAACAAGCAACUUUUAUUCUACGACUUUUCGUGAUUCGUAGUUUUAUUAUUCAUAUUAAAAAAAUACAAUCUGAUUUGCGAUUCUACAACAUCUUAACCAAUAAUAGCCAUAAGCCAAGCAACACGAGACAGCACAGUAGCAUUAUGUAGCGGAAUCGAACAUAGAGUUAAUGUUUUAUAGAAACGACAUUCAAACAAAAAAAAAAGGAAAAUUUUUGUGUUUAUUAUGUUUGACGUAGAACAAAAGAUGUUAGUCUCUAUGUACCUUAUGCGCCUUUGGAUGGAGGUUAUGCGUUAGAUACCAGUAACCCUGUAUAUAUACUUAAAAGGUCUUAAAAUUGAAGAGUAUUAUACUAGGAAUAGAAAAUCGAAGACAAAACAAGGUUGAUGUGUUUAGGGGUACCAAUGGACAUGGCAAAUGACAGAACGAAAUUGAGGGGAUACCUAGGUCAAGAAUAUCACGUCUAGAUCCCGUAUGGGGUAGACAGAGCCAAGAUUAAUGAACAAUAGUGUACAAAACGGUUACAAUUUGAAACUUGCAAGCUGAUUUUUUAUCAUGUCAGUAUUCUCUCUCUCAGGAUGUGACUCCGCGAAGCCAAAAAGAAAA